Molecule: messenger RNA, 867 nt
Organism: Clavispora lusitaniae ATCC 42720
Lineage: Eukaryota; Fungi; Ascomycota; Pichiomycetes; Serinales; Metschnikowiaceae
Gene: CSM3
Product: Csm3p
Biological process (GO): replication fork processing; DNA replication checkpoint signaling; DNA damage response
Cellular component (GO): replication fork protection complex; nucleus
Molecular function (GO): DNA binding
Source: RefSeq, a predicted model, not a curated record
AUGCAGGCUAGAAAUCUGCUAGCAUACGCGUUUCUUCAGUCCAAAUCUACAUCAUCCAUGGCCGAAGAAAACAAUGAUAACUUGGGCCUUGAUAAGCCAAUAAAACUUGGGCGUGUUUCCCGAAUCCCUAAAUUGACAGAUGAGCUUCUUUUCGACCGCGUUCGUGGCCUCCCCCAGGUUAUAGCGAAUUACCCCAAGCUAAGCCGUUCCAUUAAGAAACACGAUAAGAAGUUGGCUGAAAAGUUCAAAGGAGGCACGUACUCCAAGCAGGCUGCACACCUGUUGCGGGUUGAAGCAGAAGUGAAAAAUAUGGGCUCUGUUUUGCAAUUCUACCAACUUUGGUGUCAUGGAUUGUUUCCAAGAGCAACAUUUAAAGACUGUGUGGAUAUGCUUCGAUCGUAUAAAUCAUUCAAACUCAAAGAAUACAGAAGGGAGCUCAUCUCCCAGCAAAUCCACCGCUUGAAAGUGGAGAAGGGUCUCAUAAAUGAAAGUACAGAUACAGCAGAUAUGGACUCUGAUGAUGAUCUAUAUAAUCCGGCGCCGAAUAACGAUAUUGCCGCGGUCGAUGAGGCAGAAACAUCUCAUAAAACCACCGAGACCACUAAUGCAAAUAAUGAUGACGAUGAUGAAGAUGAUUGGGGAUUCCUUUCUGUUCCUCGCAGAUCUAAUGGAUUAUUUAUUGAUGAUGAGGAUGACGACGUCGAUUCAAUUCCCAACGCUCCUAAACCUACAAUAAGUAGCGCCACUACGGGUGAUAACACUUCCAACCAAGAUGAACUUCCUCAAGAAGAUUUCCCUGAAGAGGAUCUAGAAGACUACGACCGCUAUGAGGACGAGUAUAACAUUAUGAAAGAAAUGGGAAUGUGA